This is a messenger RNA of Brassica napus (rape), 4725 nucleotides long. Its product is annotated as disease resistance-like protein DSC1. Gene Ontology annotation, biological process: signal transduction; defense response. Bases 1599 to 4595 code for a protein of 998 amino acids. Lineage: Eukaryota; Viridiplantae; Streptophyta; Magnoliopsida; Brassicales; Brassicaceae. The record is from RefSeq and is a predicted model, not a curated record. The transcript is spliced from 5 exons. Gene Ontology annotation, molecular function: ADP binding; protein binding.
AAUUGGGUUUACUGUGGGGUCAGAGACUUUUCUCUAACUCACGAAGCAGCUCGAGAUCAUAUUUUUACCACAACAUUUGAAGAUUGAUUUUUCUUCUCAUCAACCAUUAAUUAAUCACACAAACCAAAACUCUUUUUUGUUCUUCGUUGACUUCAUGUUACAGAUGGAGAUGGAGAAACCAGACAAAUUGAAUCGAAGCGUCUCUCCAAUGGAGUCUCUUCCUUCUUCCUCUGCAGAGCUCGACGUGUUUCUCAGUUUCAGAGGCUUUGACACACGCAACAACUUCACCGGCCAUCUCCAAAAAGCCCUCCGCCUUAGAGGAAUAGACUCCUUCAUCGACGACAAACUCCGCCGAGGAGACGACCUCACUGCUCUUUUCGACAGAAUUGAGCAUUCAAAGAUUGCCAUCAUAGUCUUCUCCAAGAACUACUCGAACUCCGCGUGGUGCCUCCGAGAGCUUGUUAAGAUCCUAGAGUGCAGGGACAGAAACCAGCAGCUGGUGAUACCAAUCUUCUACAAAGUAGACAAGUCCGAAUUAAAGAAUGUUCCAAAGAAGAGUUUUACUGAAGUUAAGGAGGAAGAGACUUCAACGUGGGAAGCUGCACUGACCACAGCAUCCAACAUCUCCGGCUAUGUAGUCAAUGAGUUCAGACCAACAUUUAGUUACAGAAGAUCAGCCGGAAGGAGGAACUCCCUUAUCCAAAAAACUUAUCAGACCAACUACCCAAACAAAGCUACUUAUCACAUAAGAUUCAAAAAACUAGUCAUCGAUCACAUGGCAAUGAUCAACUAAGUGGAGGGCGAAGCUUACUCAUUCUCAAACAAUUCUCAUAGCCACAAGGGGCCACCAGCCGCAACAUAGGAUUGCAGAUAACCACCUUUCGCCGCACUUUGAGCUAUGAGGAAAGCCCCUAUGUUUGUUGAUCUAUCUUCUUUUACUACUCUCCACCAUUCCACUCUUCUCAAUCUUUUCUCCAGCUCAACAUAUUGUGCUUUGAAAUUACAUAGAUCUGUAUGAUUUUAUUAUAUAUUAUCAAAGUCACUAGUAAUAAAUAACUAAAUACUCCAAUGGUUUCAUUUUAAUUGUUUUGUGGACGUAGAUUAAUAAAACAUUUAAUUUCGUAUAUUUUAUAAAUAAAAAUAUCAUUACAUAUAUAUUCAACCACAUUCCAACCGAUUGAAAAAUAGAUUAGAAGAUAUAAUGAAUCAUAUAGUAUAUAAAGUUAAUAUAUUUUGCAUUGAUAAUUCUAAAACAACAUUUAUUUUGAAACUAAAAUUUUACACUACCUUAGCAACUAAAAUGAAAUUGAGGGAAUAUUUAUUACCUCAAAAUCUUAUACCGGCCUGACAUUGAUCUCUAUUUUUUAUAUACUUUGGUUAUUGACUUUUGUGGUUUCACUUUGUUCAUCUUCUUGUUUGAUAGUACGUCUGAAGCCAAACUUGUGGACGAGAUUGCUGUUGACACAUUCAAGAAACUGAAUGAUUUGGCCCCCAUUGGCAACGAAGGUCUGGUGGGAGUAGACUCACGUCUAGGGACUCUAGAAAAGCUUUUAUGUUGCGAUGAGGUGGACUCUGUUCAUGUCAUUGGCAUUAUUGGGAUGGGCGGAAUUGGUAAAACUACUCUUGCUGAUUGCUUGUAUGGACGAAUGCGAGGCCAGUUCGACGGUAGCUGCUUUCUUACAAACAUCCGUGAAAACUCGAGUAGAAGCGGGUUAGAGUCUUUGCUGCAGAAACUCUUCUCCACGUUACUGAAUGAUAGAGAUCUAGAGAUCGGAGCUCCUGGAAAUGCACAUGAGAGGUUUGAGCGUCGGCUUAAGAGCAAGAGGCUGCUUAUUGUGCUUGAUGAUGUGAACGAUGAGAAGCAGAUAAGGUAUCUAAUGGGGCACUCCAAAUGGUAUCAGGGAGGAAGUAGAAUCAUCAUAACUACUAGAGAUAGUAAACUAGUCGAGGCGGUCAAGGGUCGAAAAUAUGUGCUCCCUAAACUGAAUGAUAGAGAAGCCCUGAAGCUCUUUUGCUUGAAUGCAUUUAACGACUCUUGCCCUUUAAAAGAGUUUCAAAGUUUGACAAAUAUGGUUCUGGAUUAUGCUAAGGGACACCCUUUGGCGCUUAAGGUGUUAGGGUCUGAUCUUUGUGAGAGGGAUAAUCAGUACUGGGAAGAUAAAUUGGAUAGGCUGACAAGUAAAUCACAUGGAGAUAUCUAUGAAGUUCUGGAAACAAGCUAUGAGGAGCUUAGCAUUGAGCAGAAGAAUGUUUUUCUGGAUAUUGCAUGUUUCUUCAGAUCAGAGAAAGUGGACUACGUGAAAAGCCUCCUCAACAGUCAUGGUGUGGAUGUGUCUAGCGUGAUAGAGGAUCUACUUGACAAAUGUUUGAUUACUCUUUCUGAUGAUCGCAUCGAGAUGCAUGACAUGUUGCAGACUAUGGGCAAAGAGAUUAGCUUAAAAGCAGAAACCAUCGCAAUAAGAAACUCUAGGUGGCUAUCACCACAUGGCACCCCGUUUCAGUCGCAUAUCAGACUAUGGGAUAGUGACUAUAUUUGUUACCUUCUAACUAAGGGCUUGGGAACUGACAUGAUAAGAGGAAUUUUCCUGGACACAUCAAAACAAGGAGCAAUGCGGCUAAGCGCCAAAGCUUUCAAAGGGAUGUGCAAUCUCAAGUACCUGAAAAUUUAUGAUUCUCGUUGCUCACGUGGAUGUGAAGUGGAUUGUAAAAUUAUCCUACGUAAGGGGCUUGAUUUCCUUUCUGAUGAGCUUACAUAUCUACACUGGUAUGGAUGCCCACUACAGAGUCUCCUUCUGAACUUUGACCCCAAGAACCUUGUAGACCUUAAGCUUCCAUAUAGUGAGUUAGAAGACAUUUGGGACCAAGACAAGGAUGCUGGAAUGCUCAAAUGGGUGGAUCUCAGUCACUCGUUGAGAUUAAGCCGAUGUUCAGGUUUGGCUAAUGCUCAAAAUCUUGAGAGGUUGAAUCUAGAAGGAUGUACAAGUUUGAAGAAGUUGCCAUCAUCCAUGAAAUGUUUGGAGAAGCUUAUUUACCUAAAUCUCAGGGAGUGCACAAGUCUCAAGAAUCUUCCAAAAGGACUCAAAACUCAAUCCUUGGAAACUCUUAUUCUCAGUGGCUGCUCCAGUUUCAGGAAAUUCCCAAUGAUCUCAGAAAAUGUUGAAGUUUUACUUUUAGAUGGCACAGCAAUAAAGAGUCUUCCUGAAUCCAUUGAAAGCUUGAGAAAACUUGCUUUGCUGAAUUUGAAAAACUGCAAAAAGCUGAAGCAUCUUUCUUCUGAUCUUUAUGAGCUGAAAUGUCUCCAAGAGCUAACACUCUCAGGAUGCUCACAGCUAGAAGUUUUUCCGGAAAUCAAGGAAGCCAUGGAAUCUUUGGAGAUUUUACUUCUGGAUGAUACAGCCAUCACUGAGAUGCCAAACAUCAAGCAUCUAAGAAAUAUCAAGACAUUUUCUUUGUGUGGAACAAGCAGUCAAGUUUCUGUUAGUAUGUUCUUCUUGCCACCUCCAUUGGGCUGCUCUCAGUUAACGGAUCUUUACCUCUCACGAUGCGGUCUGGACAAACUACCAGAUGAUAUAAGUGGCCUAUCCUUGUUGCAGUCUUUAUGCUUAAGCGGAAACAACAUUGAGACUCUGCCAGAGAGAUUCAACCAGCUUCAUAAUCUGAAAUGGUUUGAUCUUAAGUAUUGCAAAAUGCUCAAGUCUCUACCUACCCUUCCACAAAACCUUCAAUAUCUGGAUGCUCAUGAGUGUGAGUCACUUGAAACUCUGGCAAAUCCAUUGACUCCUUUGACAGUAGGAGAGAGGAUACAUUCUAUGUUCAUCUUUACCAACUGUCAGAAGCUGAACCAAGAUGCUCAAGAGUGUCUGGUAGGUCAUGCUCGGGUCAAGAGUCAGUUGAUGGCUAAUGCUUCUGUGAAACGUUAUUACCGGGGAUUUAUACCAGAACCUCUGGUUGGAAUCUGUUACCCGGCGAAUGAAAUACCAAGCUGGUUCUGCCACCAAAGACUAGGACAUUCACUAGAAAUCCCAUUGCCUCCUCAUUGGUGUGACACUAACUUUGUUGGACUUGCCUUAUCUGUAGUUGUCUCAUUCAAAGACUAUGAAGACCGUGCUAAGCGUUUCUCGGUUAAGUGCUCCGGCAAAUUCGAUAACCAAGAUGGUUCCUUCACAGGAUUUGACUUUACGCUGGCCGGCUGGAACGAACCCUGUGGAUCGCUUAGCCAUGAACCAAGAAAGCUUACUUCUGACCAUGUUUUUAUGGGAUACAACAGUUGCUUCUACGUCAAGAAACUCCAUGGAGAGAGUAGCAGCUGCUGUUACACAAAGGCUUCUUUCGAAUUCUAUGCAACGGAUGAUGAAAGGAAGAAGAAGCUCGAGACUUGUGAGGUGGUCAAAUGUGGGAUGAGUUUAGUGUAUGUUCCUGAUGAUGAUACUUGUAUGUUGUUGAAGAAGACGAAUCUGGUUCAGUUGAGUACGAAGACCAAACCAAGCUGUUCCUACGGUCUUGAUGAUGUCAGACUCAAGAGAGGACGAUGCCAGGUUGGUGGUGGUGAUGAAGAAGCAGAUUGUAAGAGAACGAAAGAGAAGAUUUUGGUGUGAUAAAAAAUUAUAAUUCAGAUAUUUAACAGUUAUUUGUUUAUUUUGUUGUAAGCAACUAACCAGAUCUAUGUCUUGUAUUUGUAAUUUUGUACGUAUCAAUUUCAAAUCAACAAGUUUUUUUAGUUUUUAA